Messenger RNA from Electrophorus electricus (electric eel), 2029 nucleotides. It is a transcript of the gene cskmt, whose product is annotated as citrate synthase lysine methyltransferase. Lineage: Eukaryota; Metazoa; Chordata; Actinopteri; Gymnotiformes; Gymnotidae. The record is from RefSeq and is a predicted model, not a curated record.
UUCUGCAGUACACAACACACGCAGUGUCAUCGUUUUUCCCUCGAGUGUGUUACGAUGAUGAGUUUACGCAGGAUUUCAUCCCUGAUGAGGUCUCAAAAAAAGGCAGCCCAGCGAUGGCAUCAUACUAGUUUGACAAAUGACCUAAUUGAAAACAUGGACAAGAAAGUAACAUGGGACAGGUUUUAUACAGAAAAUAACAGAAAAGGGAAUUUCAAGAAUUUUGAAUGGUUCUUUGGCUUCGACUCUGUCAAAGAAUACAUCCUGCCUCUGGUGCAGACCACAUGCAAUACUAAUUCACCAUUGCAUGUUCUGGACAUUGGCUGUGGCACCUCUGCCAUGGGGCCUUGCAUAUAUACUCACUCACAGUCCGCUGUGAAUGUCACAUGUGCUGACAUUUCCCCAGUGGCAGUGCGACUGAUGCAGGAACACGUUGGGAGCACGUUACCACAGCCCCGCAACCCGUCCUCAACAGUCGUCUUCCGAGAAAUGGAUUGCACAGAACUAGAAGGAUACUUUGGGCCCAGGAGCCUGGCUCUGAUAGUAGACAAGGGUACAACAGAUGCUCUGGUGAGGUCCAAAAUGGGGCAAGCGAAGGCUGGUCAGAUUCUAAAACAGUGCCUGAAGGUGCUGAGACCAUCAGGGAGCCUGCUCCAGUUCUCAGAUGAAGAUCCCGAUGCCCGGCUGCUCUGGCUGGAAAUGGAGAGUCAAGAUUCGGAAGUGGCAGUUGACGUAGGGCUGUGGGAAGUGGGGGAGUUAAGAGGGGUCACAUAUUUUUGCUAUCAUAUAUCCCCUUCUGUGAAUCAGCACUGACACCGAAUAUUACAGUAUAUUCUACUUGAACAAGCGAAACAUGUCUUGUGGUUUAUUCCAUCAUUCAGAACAUCAGAUGACUAUUGAAGAGUAUCAUUGUUUGAACCUUUCUUGACCCCACGUAUGCGCAAAGCAAGUCCUCAUGACAUCUGCAUAAAAUCAAUUUUUAAUGCUUGCAUUACAGAUGAAGUACCAUGACUACACAACUUUGUCAUGAUUUAAAAGAAAGAAACCCUGAGAUCAUAGCAAGGAUAAUCAAGUACAGUAUUGUAAUGGGGUCUAUAAUGGCUGGUAUUGUGUCCAAAGUGUGCUGGCAUGCAUCUGAAAUAAACUGGAACAUCAAGGAGUUGUAUAUAAUACAAAAUGGGUGUUAUGCUAUGUAAAUGUAAAUAUAAUGUAAAUGCCAUUCAUAUAAAUUAACACCAAGAAUAGCCUGAAAUGAUUAAGAAAUUGAGUGCUAACUACAAAACUCCCCUCUCCUUCUUUGGCACACAUAAUGAAUGGAUAACACUUUUUACAGUUUACCUCAAACCAAAGAACAUCGGUUUAAAGGUUUGCAUCCCAAUAAUAUUCACAAUUAGUGAAAUUCUAUGUGGGUUCUUCGGGACAACAUCUAAACCACCACGUUACCCCUCGAAAAAAUAAACCUUUGGCUGCUUUCAGUAUCCAUUGAGAGGUUUUGGCUUCUGCCGAGUAUAUGGGUUAUGCUGUCGUUUUCUGUGUUUUUUCUUCAUCACAAACUUACUCCCUGGCCAGGAGGGGGCAGCAGACACAGGUUUGCCAUUAGGACGAGGCAGGCUAUUGUUGCCACCUUAAAUAUGGAGAAAUGAGAAAUGUAUGUUAAUAUGUCCCUCAAACAGAACAUUACAUAGGUCAUUACAACAAACCCUUAAAAGACAAUGGGAAAGAACAUCCUGACGCAUUUUACUUCUAGAGCAUGAUGUAUAAGUAAAUGAAUCGGGCAAUAUCGGGACUUGAUUCAUCAAUUGGAAUUUGACUGAACUGUGAAAUCAUGCUAAAAUAUUAUUGUUCAGUAUUAUUUUCCCCAUUCACCUAGCCUUGGAGAUGUAGCCAACAAUCAAAAAAAUUUUUAGAAGUUGGUAGAAGCUACAUUUUGAUGAAAGGUUAAAGAAAAUUUAUAUUUAUGAAUACUGAUCAAUCAUAUACAAUGGAUGGGGAAAAAAAGAUACGUUUUGUUUUCAGGUUGUCUGAAAAUCUG